UGCACAGCCAGAGGUGGGAAUGAAACAGACUCUGAAUGAGGACAAAAAGUGUGAUAGAGGAGAGCCCUGCUUUCCUACCUGUGUUGGAGGAAUAUAGUCAUUAUCAUCACUGAAAUGCCAGCAGAGCCAGACAGCUCCUUCUGAAUGCACCUCUGGAGACAAUGUAUAGAAUCAGGAGGACGCAGAGCUUCGCUGCAUGCCCGGAGGCACCUUUUUUCCUUCUGCCUCCACGGAACGCUUCAGUUCACAAAGGAGAGAAUGCAACUUUCUAUGCUAAGGUGAAGGGUCACCCAGAGCCCGAGCUGCGCUGGUACAGAGAGGAGGAGGCUGUGCCUGAGGCAGGGAGGUUCCAUCUCGAGAGAGUUGGCCAAGGAGCCUACAUCUUCACCAUCACUGAGAUCACCGCUGCUGACGCGGGGAGAUACCGCUGUGAAGUGAAGAACUGUGCUGGUUCCCAACAGAUCACAGUCAGACUGGACUUAAAAGACCAAGUGAGCACGACAGGAGUGUUUCAAAGCAAGCUGAGACGGAUACAGAGCUGGGGAGAGAGCCACCCCCGAUUUGUCACAAAGCCGUCCGGUCAGACUGUGAGUGAGGGGGAACAUGCCGUCUUCAGAGCCAGGGUCACUGGGAGACCCUCACCGCAGGUUACAUGGCUAAAGGACUCUUCCCUGCUGUCCGCCUCCCCUCGUGUGCGGCUCUUCCAUUCAGCAGGGUUCUUCGUGCUGGAGGUGCUGGAGGUGCAGAGAGAAGAUGCAGGAUUGUACACAUGUGAGCUGUCGAGCCCCACAGGCAGGGCCAGCACUGCAGCACAGCUACGAGUCUUAGAUCCUAGCACCUCAAGCAUGAAUCCCAACAGUGUCCGGAAACAGAUCAUUUUGAAAAGUCCCACACACCCUAAAAGGGACCAACUGGACAGGAGACCUCUGGAUGAUAAUAAUGAUACCAUCUCAACCAAUACACAACACAAGCCAAAACAGGACAGCGCUCAGCCAGAACCCCCGGUGUUCACUCAGCCUCUUGCAGACUGCACUGUGGACGAAGGAAGUGACAUCGCUCUUCAGGGUGUUAUCACAGGAACGCAACCCAUUCACAUUUCCUGGCUUCAUAAUGGUGAAACUGUCCAGUUUGGCCAACCCUUCUUCCAGGGAAGUGAGGCACGCCUGGUGGUGAAGGAAUGCCUGCCUGAAGAUGCUGGUGCCUACACCUGUGUGGCAGAGAACAGAGCUGGCAAAACAUCGAGCAGUGCGGCUGUGUGUGUGAGAGACUUUGAAAGUAUCUGCACGGACCGAAGCAUGAAGAUAAAGUGUGCGGCUGUGAACGGCAGGUCAAAGGACAGCAGCCCAGUCUCAGCAGCACUGCCCCAGGCCUCUGGGAACAACAGGGGAGAGAGGGGCCACAGGCACCGCGAAGACUUUGAAACCGUUGGCAUGGACAGAAGCAGAAAAAUACAGGCACCUGCUGUAGACGGCAUCACAGAACAGAGAGGCAGGUCAAAAGCUUCAGCAGCACCGCCCCAGGCCCCUGAGAACAGCAGAGUGCGCAGUGGAGAGCCGGGCCGCAGCCACAUUACAGGUCCUGUCACACCAAAGAGGAAGCCAACUUCAAGUUCAGACUCCCCUCUGCGGCUGCUGGACCUGCAGACUCAGGUGGAGGUGAGGGUUGGAGAGCAAGCAGAGCUGAGUUGUCGGUUUGACGCUAGACUCCCUGUCGCCGCCUGCUGGAUACAACAGAAACAAAAGAUCAGUGAUGGCCCCCGCACACGGGUAGAGACGUCAGAGCGGAGGAGCAGGCUGCUGAUCAGCGACGUGCGGCCGGACGACUCGGGCUGUUACACACUGCUCGUGCGAGACCGCAGCGGCCACGCACAGCACCACAUCACACUCACAGUCAUUGAUCGCCCCCAGCCCCCUGCAGGCCAGCCCUACAUCUCUCAGGUGAGGUCGGGCUCCCUGACCCUGUCCUGGUCUGGUCCCUGCUACGACGGGGGCAGUGCGGUCACCCGCUACAGAGUGGAGGUGAGGAAGGAGGGUCUGGACAGCAGGGGCGGCUGGACAGAUCUGACUACCUCCUGCAGUAGCACUUCAUACCACGUGCACACUGGCUUGGAGCCCCACGCUGAGUACCGCUUCAGAGUGAGAGCCAGCAACGUGGCCGGAGAGAGUGAGCCCAGCCAGGAGUCAGACACCAUCAGGAUGGACAAUGUGGAAGAGAAGCAUGGAGAGCCCCAGCAGUAUAGCCAGGUCUCUAUCAACACCACUCAGAAAGUGACAGACCUGUAUGACCAGCUGGAAAGGCUUGGAGUAGGGAAGUUCGGACAGGUCUUCAAGCUCCUGCACAAGGAGACUGGGCAGGUCAGUGCUGGGAAGUUCUACAAGGCACGCACAUCCAAGGAGAAGGCGAGCGCCCGGCGGGAGAUUGAGCUCAUGAACAGCCUCCACCACCCGAAACUGGUGCAGUGCCAGGCUGCCUUCGAGAACCGCAGCGACAUUGUCAUGGUGAUGGAGUACAUUGCUGGGGGGGAGCUGUUUGAACGGAUUGUGGAUGACAACUUUGAGCACACAGAACCCACCAGUGUGUGCUACAUGCGUCAGAUCUUGGAGGGGGUGCAGUACAUGCACCACUGCAACAUCGUGCACCUGGACCUAAAACCAGAGAACAUCGUCUGUGUCAACAGCACCGGCUCACUCAUCAAAAUCAUCGACUUCGGGCUGGCCAGCAAGCUGGACCCCAAGACUCCCCUGAAGGUGAUGCAUGGGACCCCUGAGUUUGUAGCCCCUGAGGUGAUUGCUUUUGAGCCAGUGGGUUUGGUCACAGACAUGUGGAGCAUUGGAGUGAUCUGUUACAUCCUUCUGAGUGGAGAGUCUCCAUUCCAGGGUAGCAACGAUUCUGAGACACUGGCGCUCGUGACAGCGGCGCAGUGGGAGUUUGAGGAGGAGAGCUUUGAGGCGAUCACAGAUGAGGCCAAAGACUUCAUCAGAAACAUGUUGAAGAAGAACAUGAGACAGAGACUGACCUGUGACCAGGCACUGGCUCACCCCUGGAUGGAGACCUUCAAGACCAUGGACCCCCGAGCCACCAAGAGCCUGUCCAAGAUGAAGAUGAAGAAGUUCCUGGCUCGGCAGAAGUGGCAGAAAACAGGGAAGGCUGUGCUCGCUCUGAAGAGGAUGUCUCUGCUCUCCAACAAACAAGAGACUGCAACAUCACACUGCCCCCCUGUGGAGAAAGACGGUACGGCAAUGUCUUGGUUAACCGUACACAGUGAUCACUGCAAUGAGCUGCAGCUGAGCCUGGAGGAGGAGCGUGCCCUCCACUCUCUGGAGCAGCAGCUUCUCUCCAAGCCAUGGUUCCUCAGUCCUCUGCAAGACCUCAGCAAGCCCGAAGGAUCCAGCGCCUGUCUGCAGUGCCAUAUCCAAGGCUACCCUGAUCCAGAGGUGCUGUGGUUCCGGGGCGAGGAGCCAUUGAGAGAAUCCCCCUGCAUAAAGAUGGAGUAUGAACAGGACGGAAGCUGCUCUCUGCUCCUAUCCAACACCUCUCCAGAGGACUCGGGGCUAUACUCCUGCAAGGCCACCAACAGCCAGGGGGAGGCGGUGUGCUCAGCUAGACUUACUGUCUCCCCCCUGAAAAGCACCAAAAGCAGGUAUAGCCCCAACAAGCCCCAAAGAAGCACACAUGCAUAGUAUAUAAUAUUUAAUAUAAGCUCUUGAAUGCAUUUAUAAUUCAGCACAUGUAUAGGAGUCGGACAUUCUGCAUGUUACUGAAAUCGCUAUAAAAAAUCUAUCAUGCCAGUUAACCUGUAUGAAACUAUAUGAUUGACAUAGUAGUUGUAGUAGUAGUAGUAUUUUUGUCUCUGGACAGUCAAUGUCAAAGUGAUGACGGGAUUAGUCUUGUCCCUGUAGUUCUAUGUAUGCAUCCUUCAGGACAGGUGCUGUGUGGAAGAAAAAAAAAAAUGUAUUAACCGAACUGUAUGUGGUUUAGUUCCUUUUGCUAGCUCCAAAUUCAAUACAGCAGCUAUCUAUAUAUUGAACGAACCAUACUGAAUGUAAUGCGAUGCACAGACUAAAGGCUUUAGUCCUUAACUUUCAUGAGCACUUAAUUUACCCCAAAGGUUACUUCCCUGACCAGUACUCUCCACACUGCUUCACAUGCUGUAACUAUUGAGCCAGUCCAUUCCAUUGUCUAACCAAUUAGUUUUUUCCAGCAAACUACUUUACAGCACUGCAAUAUAAACAUUGAGUCACAGAAAUGUCUUGUCUGGCCAGCAGCUGACCUGAACAUGCCUUCACCUAAAAUUAUAAAACAAAUUAAAAUCGGCAUGCCCAUUUUUAUUAUAUUAGAAUGGCAAUAAUACCUCAGACACUCACAUUCAAUGGUAUUUUCCUGUUUCUGGUGUCUGUGUUGGAGGACUGUGAAGGACCAAUUGUAAUGUGAUUUGUUGCUGCACUGUGAUGGAAACGUUGUAUAAACCACAUAUUUACUAAUUUUUAGUCAAUAAUCAAAUAUGUAAUUGUGUAUCAAAUAAAAUAUUAUUUACAACUCCAA
Messenger RNA from Acipenser ruthenus (sterlet), 4542 nucleotides. RefSeq names its product myosin, light chain kinase 5 (gene mylk5). The record is from RefSeq and is a predicted model, not a curated record. The transcript is spliced from 25 exons. The coding region runs from base 162 to 3680 and encodes 1172 amino acids. Gene Ontology annotation, molecular function: ATP binding; protein kinase activity; protein binding. Lineage: Eukaryota; Metazoa; Chordata; Actinopteri; Acipenseriformes; Acipenseridae. Gene Ontology annotation, biological process: protein phosphorylation.